Molecule: messenger RNA, 648 nt
Organism: Stomoxys calcitrans (stable fly)
Lineage: Eukaryota; Metazoa; Arthropoda; Insecta; Diptera; Muscidae
Exons: 2
Coding region: 51-578 (175 amino acids)
Source: RefSeq, a predicted model, not a curated record
AUAGCUUUACAAGACCAAGUUGUUUUAGUUUCCAUUUGUUGUUGAUAGAAAUGAGUGCACUUAAGCAAGGUUUUGCUCUCUUGGCGGUGGUCGCUGUUAGCAAUGCAUUACCUUUCAUAUUGCUUGAUUGCAAUCUAAACGGUUGUGUACAAUCAAAAAAUCCGAAACCGAAAGAGGUUCCCGAUGGCUUACCAUGGGCAAUCAUAAUGGAGCCAAAUUUGCCACCAGAAAAACGAAAUUAUAUAUUGGGUCUUGCACAACAAACUUUACAAAAAUUACUAGCCCAACCCCAAACCAAAGAUGAAUAUCAUAAUGUAAGCCAAGAAGAAUCGCAAGCGGAAGGCCAAUAUGAAUCACAAGGACAAAGCCAAGAAGGCCAAUACGAAUCACAAGGACAAAGCCAAGAAGGCCAAUAUGAAUCACAAAGCCAAGAAGGCCAAUAUGAAUCACAAAGCCAAGAAGGCCAAUAUGAAUCACAAGCUGAGAGUCAAGAAGUACCGCAAACUGCAGAUGAGGAUGGUGAAUCUAGUUAUGAAUAUGACCCUGAUGAACCUGAAUAUGAAAAUGGGGAAAAAUAAAUUUGAACUUAAAUUUGUGAAAAUGUAGUAUGAGAGGUAAAAUACAUUUGCAAUGAUUGCUUUAACUGUA